AUGAAUCGCGUAAAACAAAUAAAUCAGAGUCGAACCGCGCUGAAGAUCCAAUUGACCACUAUCGAAAAUUUGAUCGCGGAAGAUAGAGUUAGUAAAGUCAAUUUAAGACUGCGGCUGAAGCGUGCUACGGACCUCUUUCACGCUUAUGAGGAGGCCCAUAAUGAGCUCGAAUUAUUGAAACCGGACGAAUACUCGAAUGAAUUAAUAGAAAUUCAAAAUCGAUAUUACGCGAUUGCAACGCAUUGCGAGGAGGAAGCGCCGGCGGCAACAUCGGCGGUAAACUUAAACGCGACUUCGAUUCCGGUCGACAAUAACACGCGUAGACUUAAGUUACCAGUCGCGGAGCUACCUAAAUUCGACGGCAGUCUGGAAAAAUGGUUAACAUUCAAAAACACUUUUAACACAAUGAUCGACGCACGCGAAGAUAUUACCGAUUUGCAAAAAUUUAUAUAUUUGAGAGAUUCGUUACAAGACGAGGCACUGAAGAAAAUCUCGAUUUUCAGCGUGAGCGAAAAAGGUUACCGGGACGCAUGGAAUUUGCUCGACAAAUCAUAUAACAAAAAACGAAUUUUGAGAGCGAGACAUCUCGAUGCCAUUCUCGCGUUGAUGCCGAGUGCGCGCAAGGACGACUCGCGUCGGCCGUCGGAUACGGCGUCAUCGAGCGAGACCACCGCUAAAGAAUUAAUGAAAUUAGUAGACGAUAUGCGACAACAUAUGAAUAUGCUCGAGUCAUUAGACGUAACUCUUGAUCCAUAUCUUCCGGUUCGCAUAAUGGAACGCGCAUUACCGUCCAGUAUUGUCACGGAAUGGGAAAGAACCCUCAAUUUCGAAGAUUCACCCAAAUUUGAUCAAAUAUGCGAGUUCAUAACGGGAGAAGCGUUUCGAAUGGCCGCGCGAGAAACGAGCCCAUCCUCAUCAAAUGUCGAACCGAACAAUAAAAGAUCGCAUUCCAAGAAAGAACCGGCUGCGGUUAAGAUACGCAAAAACGAUUCCGGCGCGCGCGCUUUCGUCACCAACGCGUCCACCAAAUGUCCGGCGUGCAAAAAGGACGAUCACCCGUUGUAUCGAUGUUCCGAAUUCACAAGGUUAUCAAUUCAGCGUAGGUGGGAUUUGAUAAGGCGCAGCAACAUUUGCAGAAAUUGUUUACGCAAACAUCCCGGCGACUGCCAACGAGUAAACUGCAAAUUCUGCAAAAAACCACAUAAUUCAUUGUUACAUAACCACGCAUAUAAGUCAAACACGAGGUCUUCCGAAACAACGCCGUCGGAAUCUCGAACGCUAGCAACUGCGGCUAAGUCGGAAUGA
Molecule: messenger RNA, 1305 nt
Organism: Monomorium pharaonis (pharaoh ant)
Lineage: Eukaryota; Metazoa; Arthropoda; Insecta; Hymenoptera; Formicidae
Exons: 1
Coding region: 1-1305 (434 amino acids)
Source: RefSeq, a predicted model, not a curated record